GAAGACUUGAAAUGUUCACUUGUUCCCAAUCCCCGCUACAACCAAACGAAUAAAGGCCUUGCUCUUCGUACUUUCCUCUUUCCACUGAGGGAAAUCUCGCGUUAAUCCGCGGGCAAUUUAUCUGCAUUAACACCCAGUUUCCUGAACCUAGUCUCACUGUUUUUUUGAUUGAUUCCGCCCUCCUCCAGUAAACUCCUCUCCCUCAACUCCGUACCUACACAUAAGCUUGGCGAGGCUCGAUUUCGUGCCUCACCAAGUCGACAAAAACUCAUCAAGAUGGCAACGAAAGCUAUGCAACUCGAAGAGUGCUUCGAGCACCUGAAUGUUAACGAUGAGAACGACCACGGUGACAGAUUGGUACAAAAGUCCAAGAUCUCCAUGUCUACAGCACAAAUAUCUCAUGGCAGUUCGAGACCGAACCUGUUCAAGGUCGCCCUACAAUCGCAAAGCGCAAACACAGUCACGUCGGUGACACUCCCAUCCCAGGCAGCCCAACGAAAAAUGGCCCCACCACCCAAGAGCAGAGAGCCCCCUUCACCCAGCAAACACAAAAAGGAUUCAGUCUCGUCCAGCGUAGAUGAGCUCGCGAAUGAGGAAGUUGAAGCUUCGGCCCCGAGAGUACCUAAGGAAUUCCACCUUGGUAUGUUCGAGAUCGGACGGCCUCUGGGCAAGGGAAAGUUUGGCCGUGUAUACCUCGCCCGCGAGCGUACCACCGGCUUCAUCUGUGCACUCAAGGUCCUGUACAAAAAGGAGCUUGAGUCUGGCAGUGUUGAAAAACAGGUCCGACGAGAAAUCGAGAUCCAAACAAAUCUCUGCCAUCCAAACAUUCUGAAGAUGUAUGGCCAUUUCCAUGACAACAAACGGAUAUUCCUCAUCCUCGAAUUUGCAGGCAAAGGUGAAUUGUACAAGCAUUUGCGCAAAGAAAACCGCUUUCCGGAGUGGAAGGCCGCCCAAUAUGUCGCCCAAAUGGCCAGCGCCCUCAAAUACCUCCACCGGAAACACGUCAUCCACCGGGAUAUCAAGCCCGAGAACAUCCUAGUUGGCCUUCACGGGGAGCUGAAGAUUUCGGAUUUUGGUUGGAGCGUGCACGCUCCCAACAACCGUCGCAAGACGCUUUGUGGAACUCUCGACUAUCUCCCACCAGAGAUGAUCAAGUCUGGCAACAAGGACAACACUUAUGACGAAAAGGUUGACCUUUGGAGCUUGGGCGUGCUGACCUACGAGUUUGUCGUUGGCGAGGCGCCCUUUGAGGAUACUCCGGUCAUGACCCAAAGGAGGAUUGCCAGGGCCGAUAUGACUAUCCCGUCUUUCGUUAGCCCGGAGUGCCGUGAUUUGAUCAAGAAACUGUUGGUUCUUGACCCUGUCAAGAGGCUCUCUUUGGACGCUGUUCAAAAGCACCCUUGGAUCAUCAAGCACUGCGUCAAGGGCGAGCGUGCCACCAACCGCGAGAAGGGCCGCGGUAGCGACUAAUCGAAGUGAAGGAUUGUGUUGACGACGUUAUGAGCGAUUUUGUCUGACGUCCAAGACUGUAAUCAAGCCGGCGUUCAUCGGGAGUAAAUGCAUCGGGCAAGUGGUGUUCAAGGAGUUUUGGUUUGAAUUAUAAGGGGGUUUGGGUUUUGUAUCAUUUUUUGUUCUGGCAGUAUCAGGAUCCGGAUCCUGCCGCCUUUUUCAUGAUUAUAAUCGUACACGGCGCAUUACAAAGCACUUACUGCCUGGACCUGAAUGCCUUCUCUUUUGGUAUGACACAUCCAUCCAAUAAACCAAAGCCUUAGCGGUUAGUUCCAGGAAAAUGUAAAAGAAAAUAUCCAAAGAAAUUCUCGC
Pyricularia oryzae 70-15 is the source of this 1821-nucleotide messenger RNA. Its product is annotated as AUR protein kinase. Gene Ontology annotation, cellular component: spindle pole centrosome; spindle microtubule; chromosome passenger complex. The record is from RefSeq and is a predicted model, not a curated record. Bases 277 to 1470 code for a protein of 397 amino acids. The transcript has 3 exons. Gene Ontology annotation, biological process: protein phosphorylation; mitotic spindle organization; regulation of cytokinesis. NCBI's taxonomy places the organism in Eukaryota, Fungi, Ascomycota, Sordariomycetes, Magnaporthales, Pyriculariaceae. Gene Ontology annotation, molecular function: ATP binding; protein kinase activity.